AUUCCGCGGUGACCUCACUGCAGAACCAGGCAGCUGUCACAUGACGCGCGGGCAGGAGACCGGCCGGGCGACCGAGGGCCACCUGUUAAGUGAACAUGGGACCGCCGGGUUCGGCUCGUGAGCGGCUCCCUGCAGUGGAGGCACCACCCGGGCGCUUGACAGAAUCCCCGCCCCAGCCCAGCCCUGCUGGAUCAGAGUGGACAUUUUACGGACCCCAGGAGGUCCCUACGAUCAAAGUCUGAGAAGCCCUACUCUGCGGCGCAUCUGCUUUCAACAUUCAUUGAGAGUCAUCGUCGUGCUUAAAAGCAGUCAGGUUUGGAAUUCUGAGGAAUUACUUAACCUGAGCCUGUUUGCAGAAAAAAAAAAAAAAAAAAAAAAAGCGGGAUAGUAAUGGUACCUAAUUCUAGGGUUGCUGGAAGGGUUAAAUGUGACAUUCAAAGAAGGCACCCAGCACUGCAUGGCGAGCACUCAAUAAGUGUUAGUCCUUCAUCAACAAAUGCGUUGAGCACCCAGUGGGUGCUAUACCCUGUGCUGGGGUGGAGAUAAAUCAGACUUCUGCAGCCCUUCCUGGAGCAGAUGCCAGCCCACCAUAAGCCACUCAGCAUUUCCUGAACUCCCACUAAGUACAAAAGAUAGUCUCUGUACUGGAGGAAAGCCGCCCUCCCCUACUGCCAUGAAAAACUGGCAGUUUCCUUCCUGCAAAAGGGCAAAUUUGGCCUUGAAUUCAGGAACCCCACAUCCUGAGCCCAGUCCUGCCACCAACUUGGUUCUUGAGUAACGUUGCUGCUGCUGUGGUCUUCAGUUUCCUCAUUUGCAAAAGGAAUUGGAUCCGAUUAUCAUUAGGGUCAACUUUCUCCUCCCCCAAAACUUGUGGUCUUGCACCUUCAGGGGAGCUAUUGCAGUGGAGACUACUUAGCUGAUAGCCCAAGAUGUGUAACCAAGGCUGGAAUUUCUGUAUCCCUCACCCCACCCCGUGCCUGCCCACCCCUCCCGGUGCACCACUUCUUUCCUUCUGGUGUUGGCUGGCAGCAUCUGCAUUCUAAGCAGGGGGGAAAGCUUUCGAGUUCUUUGACCUUCAUCUUGACUUGAGCCGAGGUUAGCAUUAAAAACACAAGCCCAGAGGCAGCCAGCCAUGCUCUGCUGCUCCUACUCCCUUCCCGGGACCUGUCCCUGAUGUCAUAACUGGGUAACUAUGACAGCUUGUCAUGGGGACAGCUAGGCACCUCACAGAGGAGUCUGGGUACCUCAUUUCUGAAGUGAGACUAGGAAGAGAAGAUGAACAAUUCCCUGGAUUAUCUGGCCUACCCUGUUAUCGUCUCUAAUCACAGGCAAAGCACAACCUUCAGAAAGAAACUGGACUUUGGCCACUACGUAUCUCACAAGAAUAGAAUACAAAUAGCGAAGCCUACUGUUGAUACCAAACCUCCAGUGGUGCACACAAAUCACAUUUUAAAAUUGAGCAAACUACAGGGUGAACAAAAGAAAAUCAACAAAAUCGAGUAUGAAAACAAGCAACUGUGUCAGAAAAUCGCAAAUGCCCAUCGCGGCCCUGCCAAAGUGGAUUGCUGGAAUGAAUAUUUUUCCAAGAGCUUAAACAGAGAAACAAGGAACCGUGAGCUAGUGAGAAUCACCAUGGAAAACCAGGGCAUUCUGAAGAGGCUUGUUGAUCGCAAACCCCACUAUGACCGCAGGGCAUCUGAGAUAGACUGGCAGAAUUCAAGGCGCUAUAUCAGAAAUACCACGAGAUAUCUUCUCUCCCAAAAUGAAUAGGUUACUCACCAUGGAAAAGAUACAAGAGAAGGCCCUAGGAUUUCUUGGCUGCUUAGGAUCUCAAGACACUCCUGACUGGCUGAAUGCUCCAUCUUCAGAUGCUUCAAUAAAGCUUGGAACAUAAAA
This is a messenger RNA of Pan troglodytes (chimpanzee), 1896 nucleotides long. RefSeq names its product CFAP97 domain containing 1 (gene CFAP97D1). The record is from RefSeq and is a predicted model, not a curated record. Gene Ontology annotation, biological process: sperm axoneme assembly. Lineage: Eukaryota; Metazoa; Chordata; Mammalia; Primates; Hominidae. The transcript has 7 exons. The coding region runs from base 1276 to 1770 and encodes 164 amino acids.